Messenger RNA from Somion occarium, 3149 nucleotides. Lineage: Eukaryota; Fungi; Basidiomycota; Agaricomycetes; Polyporales; Cerrenaceae. The record is from the annotation of a GenBank genome assembly.
AAACUUGAGUUCAUGCACUCAUCAUUGUAACCUUUUAGGUUGCAGAAUACUCUCUGCCACUCUCGGAAUUUGUCCAUGUACUCUAACUUCCGUAGAAAACUGUCUUCGGCCCUCUUUCUGAGCAAAGCUGUUACCUAUGGACUGAAGAACGUACCCCGCACGAGGCGGGUCGAAGCGUCGCGACCAAUUCGACGACACCUUUCUACACUUUACACUGCUCAAACUCUUCGCUUACGACCCCGUUACGCCCCAUCUCAUUCUGUUCGACAUGUUCACGUUCGCGCUUUGUCUUACUCGUCGAUACCCCGCUUUAUGCUUCGCGCUUUCAGAGUACCAAUAGGUGCUGCGACUGCCGGUGCCGGAGGACUUACUUAUGCCAACUAUAAAUUUGAAGAGGUGAGGAAGAAAUCAAGGGAAUGGAUAGAUGCUGUUCAAGAUACCGCGACCGAUCUUUACGGUUCUGCUUCGGACGUCGUCAAAUCAGUGUCUUCGCGUGUUUCCGAUGUCAAGCUUCCCGAGCUACCAGACUUUGAGGCGCCACAGUUUUUGAAGGACUUAUUCAGCUCUUCUAACAAAGGAAAGGGCAAGCAGAAGGACGGUGGAGAGAAUGAUGAAGGGAGUUCGAGGAAUAAGCGACCCGACGGUGAAGAUGCUGCCCUUGCUGCCUUGGUUGCCGCAGCCAUGUCCUCAUCUUCGGACUCCAAGUCGGAGAACGGUGGUUUAGAUACUCAAAAUGGCCUCAUGCACCUCACGCGGAAACUCAUCGAGAUUCGGAGUAUGCUCUUGAGCAUUGAUCAAAGCGAUGCUUUGAAGCUCCCAAGUAUCGUGGUUAUUGGCAGUCAGAGUUCUGGGAAGAGUUCAGUAUUGGAAGCCAUUGUUGGACACGAGUUCCUACCCAAAGGGAACAAUAUGGUUACUCGACGUCCUAUCGAGCUGACUCUCAUUCACACCCCUCAGGCAAAUGGUAACGAUCCUGAAGAGUACGGGGAGUUCCCUAUGCUUGGAUUGGGCAAGAUUAGCGACUUCUCCAAAAUUCAGAAGACCUUGACGGACUUGAACCUCGCUGUUCCGGCCUCUGAAGCCGUUUCCAACGAUCCCAUUGACCUACGGAUAUACAGUCCCCGUGUACCGGAUUUAACCCUUAUCGACCUGCCUGGUUACAUCCAGAUUGCUUCCAUGGACCAACCGGAAUCUCUGAAGGAGAAAAUCGCAUCUCUAUGCGAGAGAUACAUCCGGGAACCUAACAUCGUCCUGGCCGUUUGCGCUGCCGAUGUUGAUUUGGCUAAUUCACCCGCUCUCCGAGCAAGUCGGAAAGUUGACCCCCUAGGCUUGCGUACUAUUGGCGUCAUCACGAAGAUGGAUUUGGUCCCUCCAGAACAAGGUGCCUCGAUUCUUUCUGGAAAUCGGUAUCCUCUGCACCUUGGCUAUGUUGGCGUCGUAUGCAAGACUUCUGGAAUCAGAGGCAGUCGGGAGUCGACUACUGCAAUGGUACAACGUGGCGAGAACGAUUACUUUGGUUCACACAGACAAUACUUUGGGAGCACAUCUUCUUUGAUGGUGGGUACCGAUACUCUGAGGAAACGUUUGAUGGAGGUCCUCGAGUCGUCUAUGGCUUCUUCCCUCCACGGUAUCACCAAUGCCGUUCAGCUGGAACUCGAGGAGGCGCAGUAUCAGUUCAAGGUGCAAUACAACGAUCGUCGUAUCACCGCUGAAUCCUACGUUGCCGAGACUGUCGAUCUUCUCAAAGCCCGAUUCAAGGAAUUCACCACACAAUUCCGCAAACCACAUGUCAGAGCGAAGCUCAAGGAGAUGUUGGAUGACAAAGUUAUGGACGUCUUGGAACAAUUGUAUUGGACAGAUAAACGUGUACCAGAACUCUCCAGCCUCGCUGCGGACCCGAGAGUCAAACCAGAGGACGUAGAGCCCUACUGGAGGUACAAACUCGAAGCUGCUUCUUCCUUACUCACCAAAUCAGGUGUCGGUCGUGAUUCUACGCUUCUGGUAGCAGACGGUCUUCGUACUUUGAUUGACUCUAUAGCUGCUGGCGAACCGUUCAAUCAUCACCCCCGAGCAUCUGAACGGCUCAUCGAAUUCUCGCAUGCCAUCCUUCGAGAUCGUAUAGGUGUCACCUCCGAUCAAGUCGAGAAUUGUAUCAAGCCGUAUAAGUAUGAAAUCGAGGUGGAACCUAGGGAAUGGGAUUCUGGACGAAAUGAGUCUUUGACGUUGUAUGAGAAGGAGUUGGUGCAAUGUGAGGAAAGGUUGAAGGAGAUCAGGAAGAGAGUUGGUGGGGGUAGGAGAUUGAAUGGUUUGGUUGUGUAUGUGAAGGAGUUGGAGGCUAAGGAGAGGGAGAGGAAGCAGAGGGUGUUGGUGAACCCCGAGGCUGAGAAUGAGGAGAGUGCGAGUGUGGUGGAGGAUUAUCGCUAUCCUCCGGCUCAAAUCCUUGAUGCUCGGCAUGCGAUGAUGUAUGGCAACAGACUCGGCGUCCUUAAACUUCGACUCGCUGCGUUGAAGUCAAAACGUUGCAAGGGUGGACCUGAGAACGAUGUUCUCUGUCCUGAAGCGUUCUUAAGUGUCGUGGCUGAUAAGCUCGCAUAUACUUCUGCUAUGUUCAUCAACAUCGAGUUGCUUGACCACUUCUUCUACCAGUUCCCUCGUGAGAUCGAUUCGAGACUUUUGUACGAUUUGGAUAGACGGGAAAUCGUAGAGUUCGCAAGGGAGAACCCUGUGGUAAAGAAACAUUUGGACUUGCAAGAGCGCAAGGAUAAAUUGGAAGAGGUGAUGAAGCAAUUGAAUAGCUUGGCCACCUUACGACCCGAGUCGGUACAGACAACACCACGACGUCAACGAGGACUCUUUGGAGGAAUGUUCUAGUUUGUAUUCUGUACAUCGUUGUUAUAUUUCUUUCACCUCUCAGCACUGGUUUUGGAAGUAUUGUACGCACCACUGUUCAGCACUUCACAUAAUUCUCCCUCACACGACCACUCUACGAGAUGUUGCAAGCAUUUGAACAGUUUCGAUAUCUAGAGUAUGUAUGCAUAAUGAAAAGGUAAUCUACAGUGAUGAUACAUACAAGUCAACAGUAAAGGGUAUAUAAGAUCUAAAGCUUGGCCUUGGUCUUGGCCACCUAUUCAAACGAAUUAGGAACAUGC